UUGCCUCAGUCGAGCCGCGGAGUCGGCAGAGUCAUGUAGCAGCGGGCCGCACGCUCGUGUGCUUCGCGCUGAGUGUGUGAGUGAGUGGGUGUUUUGUACUACAGUGUGGAUGCAACAAGACGUGUGUGUUAGUGUGUGUGUGUGUGUGCAACGGCCUUGUGGAUAGCGGCCCGCCUUGCAAUGCUGCGAUGAAGAAGAUGGUGGUGGAUAAAGUGAUUUGAGUGAAAGUGCUUUUACAAAAGUGAUCGACAUGAAUCAGUGCGACGUACAGUGGAUACACUUGGACCCGCUUCAUGCCAACCGAUUCGACGAUGGGGUCGCCGUGAACGGCUGCUCGGACUACUCCAGCUCCUCCAGCAGCGGCCACAGUGACAUCACAGACCCCGGCUCGCCGUUCAGCGUGUCGAGCGAGGACUCGUCGGCGGCGCCCUCCCCCGCACGGACUACCCCUGCCGCCCCCACGCCCGCCCCCGCCGCCCCCGCCCUCAAGCAGGACCCCCAGAGCGCCGGGGGCGGCGUCGGCGUCGGAGCCACCGUUGGGGGCGGCAGCUGGGCCUGGGCCGGCGAGUCCGAGCUCGUGCAGGCCGUGGCCGUGGCCGUGUCGCCGCCCCCAGAGGCGCAGCCCGCCGCCCCCACCACCGCCUCCAAAUGCAACGUGAAGCGCAACCUGGACGGCCUGGAGGGCCUGGAGGGUCGCCGCAGUCCCGUCAACAUCAACAGCAACAACAACCUCCUCAGCAACAAGAAGCUCAAAGUGGAACCGGCACCUGCCACCACCACCACCACCGCCCUGUGUGUUCAAACCUCGACCACUCCUCCCUUUUUAGAGACUAAGAAAGAAUGUUUUGUCAAAACGGAGGACGCCACUGAGGGAAAUGGUGUCCAGCAAACUUUUGAACCAGACCAUCGGGGGAAGAUAACUCACUACUACAAGCCGAAGAAAAAGCCUGAUGAGAAGCGGAUACCUCUGGUUAAAGCAGUGACGAUGGGGUUCACUCCAUUUAUGCCAAUCAUAGCAAAUAAGGGCAGUUUACAUAAAAUACCUCCUACGCCUCCUGAUAAAAGUGGACAGGUUAUAAAAAGUGAACCAUUAAGCCGAAAAAUGAUGGAUAUCAAAGUGAACUCAAUUUUCAAAUGUCCCGCUGCUUUUGACGUCAAAAAGGUUUCAAAUGGUCUUCUUAUGUCUUCUAAACUGCCUGAUGUUGUGCCAAAUGAAACUGUUCAAGCAAAGUUGGACCCUGAUGACAAGAAAUUGAUUUCCAUGCCCUCCCUGUUCAAAAGUGGCUCAGAAAAAAUUAAGUCAGAACUAAGUUUAAUCACCUCAGCUGUACUACCAGUAGCCCUGUGUAGUCGACUGGAUGAAAAGUGGACCACUUGUUCCGAGUCCCCUUCCUCACCAAAGUCAAGCCAGACACCUGCAGUAGCCAGCACACCGCCUUUUACACCUGUGCCAAGCGAGAUCCCCACGGUUGUCAGUGUAUCGACUCCCACCAAACCAGUGAGCAAUACCACUCCAAUAGACAGGACAGUUUCUUCGCAAAGCUGCUUAAGUAUUAGGGAGCAAUGUAAUGUUAAGGAAAGCAGACCAGGAGUUACCACGGAUGUUGUAGAGAAAGUGUCUGAAUCAGUUGUGCCCGAGGCUGUGAUAUCUUCGAAUGGGCAGGCUGAGCCUGUGUCUGACCAAUUGACUGUGAAUACUGCCACCACCACCACCACCACCUCUUCGUUCCUGAUACCUGCACCUGUAGGACCAAAAUCUCCUAUUUUAUCGGUGCCAAAAUCCAUUCGGUUUCCAGCCCGCUCAGCUACAAAACCACAAGCAGAGCCCCAAGUGGAUGAGGUGGUUAGUUGUCUUUGGACAGACUGCACACUGAGAUUUAACUGUGAUUCUUCUCUUCUGGAACAUCUUCAGGGGGAGCAUGUGAAUCCUCAGAAGACUGAUUCAUUUGUGUGCCACUGGGUGGGCUGCAAAGUGUUUGGACGGUCAUCAUGUUCGAGAUCCUGGCUUGAAAGGCAUGUUCUUAGUCAUGGUGGCAAUAAACCUUUCCGAUGUAUUGUUGAUGGAUGUGGUAUGAGGUUUAGCUCACAGUUAAUGCUGGAGCGACAUGUCAACUGGCACUUCAAGCAGUCUGAAUCGCCUUCAAGUAAUGGAUCAGCACCUCGACGCAGCCUGGACACACCACCAAAUAGGUUAAUCAAAAGAUGUGGAAAGAAGCUGAGAUAUAGAAGACAACCAUGGUCAGCUCGCCAGUUUGAUUAUUUCGAUUCGGGUAUCAUGGAGGGACUUCAAUACCAACUUGUUGUUCAAGCAGAAACCAUGGAUCUGGAUAGAAUGCCUGGAAGCAAUGUUACUCUUUAUUCAAAGAUCAUGGCUCAACGUGUGCAACCAGAUGGAAGUCUUUCAGUUUUGUUACGGUGGUUUCCUAGGAAUUGUGUGGAAGAUGAGUGGGUGCUCAAGAGAGAUGUGAGAUCUACCCGAACUGUUCGACUAACAGAGUACCCUGAAUCCGUCGAGUCGUUAUCAUCAGCCGGUGGUUCUGUGUAUUCAUCCCCUCCUUCAUCACCAAUUUCUGUGAUUUCUGCAUCUUCUACUGCUGAGUUUGAGGAUGAAGCUCCCACUACCUCAACUUCGAAUUUCUGGGUGCUAAAGGCUCCUGCAGCAAUGGCAAAAUCUGUGGCGGACUCAAAACCUCUACAAUCCAGAAAAUCAAGACGAAAACCUAUCAAGAAGGCUGCUGUUACCUGAAGAAAGUUCCUCUUAAUUAAUGUGUUUUGCAUCAGAGUCAUUCCAUUUUAAGUCACCUUGUGGUUGAAUCAUGAGGUUGUACCUUACAGGAAUGACACUGAGACUCUAGAGUGAUUCUUUACCCCAUUUGUCUAAUGUGUUAAUAUGAUUAUGCUAGUAUUUCUUUUGUUGGCUCACUAUCUUUGUCAAUGCAAGAUGAGUUGUGUUACUGGUGUUACUUUAAAUAUAUAAGCACUCAGGAGUUUUCCUGACUGUUUUGUCACUGCCCUCUGCAAUAUGCAGUUCUGUCAAUCAUAUUGGUUGGCUAUGUGAUAUUGUAAAGGUUAUGACUAACUUUGUCAUCUCCUGGAUUUUGUACUGACAUUAUUCCAUGUGAAAAUUUGUGUCUUUAUGAAGGCAAAACUGGAGCACUUCAUGUUCACUUACUUAAAAGCAUACCAGUAAGGGCACUUUUGUGAUAAUCAUGCGCUGAGGUCAUUAAAAUUAUUGCCAUGCUGGGAUGCUUUCACUUUACCUGAUUGAUAAAUUUGUUAAGUAAUUGUUACUUAACAUUGUACUGUCCUAGAAAUUUUGAAAGCUUUUCCCACCCUGAAUGCGACACAUUUAUAUUUUGGAAAAGAGUAAAAAUGUCUCCAAAAUUUCAUCCUUUAGAUAUCUUGUUAUAGGUUUUUUUUUGUGUUUUUUAUUGACUUUGGAAAAAUAUAUGCAUUUAUAGAAUGCUAUAUAGUGUUCUUGAAUAUCAAAUUUAUUUUUAUGCUUAAAGUUUAAAUGUCAACAUCUCUCUCAUUAAAAAAUAAAUUAAUACUACAUACUAAGAAACUUCAAGCCAUGUUAGUGCCUUAGACUGAAUUUCCAGGGUCCAACUUCUGAAAUCUUGUUUGAUGUUCAUAAUGUGGCUUUGAAUUUCUUUUCAUGUGUCAAUUACUAGCUUGCUGGAAUGGGUUGUGUUCAUGGUGAAAGGAAAACUUUGAAGAGCUUGUGAGGAUGACCUGUGUGCCAAAAUGAUGUAAAACAAAACAGCAGGAAGUUUGGGAAGUAAUUGCCAUUUUUCAUUGACAAUGUGAUCCUUAGCUCCUUGUAUCUAUUUCGCUCUGAUCAUUUGGAUCAUAAGACUGACCAGUGAUACAUAGAUAUCCAUGAAAUAAUAUUGUCAAAUGGGUGUUUGUUGAGAGCGGAAUUGAGAAGAGAUUGAGGAUAGCUGGUAAUACUAGGAUGAUGUAUUCAUGACAUACCCCUGUUUCUACCCCACAAUGUGUGUUCUGGUUAAGGAAGGUGUUCAGAUUAUGUACUUUUCUAAAGUUAAAUUUCUUUGUUGAUGUUAAUCAGUGCAGUGUAGUUUUCAAAACUACAAAGUUAAUAUCUGCCUCUUAGCACUGACAUUUUUAUCAAUUAUGUGUAGUAAAGCAUCUUGACUUCUAUGACGUUUUUUUUGUAUGUUUUCGCUGAAACACUUAAGGUGUGACAGAAAUGCAGGUGUGUGUGAAUAUUUAUCAUGUGCUUUUAGUUUUGUUUCUUUGUUUCCAAAAGGACUUUGUUAAUCUACUGUAAGUCCGGUCUUUGCAGACACCCAAUGUUUUAAAAAUAAUGAUUUGAUGGAUAAUCCACAUGGUUUUAAAGACGCUCCUGUAACUCUUAAACACGUUGUUACACAUGUGAUGAAUCUCUAAAGUGAGUUUUGAAUGUUAAUUUUCUUGUGUGGUACAAAAAAUAUUGUGUAGUGAUGUCACCUCUUUCAACAGGGUUAUUUUUAAUAUGAUUUUAAACUAGAAAAUUUUUAAUCUCUCUUCUCCCUCUUGUUUUUAUUUUAUUAUUAUUCUUGUGCAGAUUGAAAAUGAUUUUAAUCAAUUCGAGGACAAAUACCUUUUGUAGGCUAUGAGCCGCAACCAUCAUUAACUGAUUCCUCAAGUUUAAGUUAUAUAUUAACAAAUGUGCUUCAACUGCCAAUAAUGAAACAAUCAGCUGCGUGACCACACUGCCAACGAUGAUUCGAUGACGUCUGUGGGUGGAUCUCUUAGUUUUUAUUAUGUUAAAUGGGGUGGAGCAUGCUAUUUUUGAGUGUGCUUUACACCAAGCUUGAAGAAUGCAUACUUAAUUAUAGGUUUAUGCUGUGUAGCAUAGUUUAAUCAAACUUCAAGUUGAAGUGAUAAUUUCAGCGAUGAUUAUCGCUUAACUGUGUAAAUAAUAAUGAGAUGACCGAUAUUGAAUGUGUUCUACUGUAUUUGGAUAUUAUUUAAGCCUGCAUGGCAAUUUAGCAUCAGUGCCCAUCAAUGCCCAGUGUCAUGCUAGAGUGAUUUUGGAGUAUACUGUAUCAUACUCUAUGUGUACAAAUGGAUUAUUUGUUAUUUCUUUUGGAAACAAAACAAUGAUAUUUUAUUGUAAAACAAUCACUGCCAUCUUUCUAAAUCAAGUGAGUGACUUGUGCCUACCACACUAAAAGUUUUCAUUGAAUGGUUAAUUUGGAUUCAUGUCUCAGACUCAAUCAAGGAUGCAAAGAAUAAUGGGUUUGUGAAAAAUAACCACUUUCAGCUUUGUGCCAUAACACACUAAUCCUGCCAUUCUAAACCGUUAAUAAUAAUGUGGUGUGGGUGGCACAUACAUAUGUUUUGUUACUACUCAUCAAUUUUUCAGGAAAAGAUAUGUGCCCCUACACUUGAUCUCUAAAGCUGCAUUCUGCCUGAAGUUAAAACGAAAAAUGAGAGAAACAUAAUUUGAUAUCGAGCUAUGCUUUUCAUUUCAAAAACUCAACUAGACUAGGUUUGAUUAGUAUGAAAUUUCAUUUGAUUUGUACUGCUUAUUACAAUUAUUGUUCUGACAAAUGUCAAAAUUUAGAGUAAGCUGUGGCACCUCUGUGUUCAUGAUGCAGUUUCAGUCUUUUACCCAGCGUGUUCAUGUGUUAGAAGUAGCAUCAAAGCAUGGCCAAGUUUAUGUGAGCAUUCCACAAGAGACUGCUUUGUCUGAUAAGCAUUUAAAGUGCUUUUAAUUUGCUCCUUAAAAUUUGGAGCUUUAGUCUGAUUCUUGAGUCCUGUUUCCCACAACAAUUUUGUUGAAAGGGAACAACCUACUUGCAACUCUGCAAAAUCAAAAGAAUUUGUCUUGUCUUUCAACUUCUUCUAUUUUACAAUUUAUUUGUGACAUAUUAUCCUUUAUGGCCAUUUCUUGUUGAACUUUUGAAGUCAUGUCAUGCACAUAUUAAUAUCAGUUUUUGUGUGGUGUGGUAAGGGACCAUUUAUUCGUUCAUUCAGUUUUUGUGUUCAGAUCAUUAAUUUUGGUCAUUCUUUGUUUUAGGUAACCUUAGGUUCUUCUUUUAUCAUGCUCAAUAAAAAUUGAGCUCAUUUUUAUGCCAAGGAAACCCAUUGUGUUCUUUGUAGUGUUUGUGAGUGACUAUUGCUUUCAAUUUAAAUGAAUUUUUCAGAGUCAUACAUGAAAAUUUGAAAGAAAUGUCACUGACAUUCUUUUAUAGUUUUUUCUUUUUUUUUGGAGGGUCACUGCCAAACACUUGUUAAUGAAUUGAAAAUGGAGUAUGGACUAUGUGGCAGCUCCAUUGUUAAUUUUCCAAUAAUAAUGACAAUUAUUUGAGCUGCCUGUUACCUUCUCUUAUUUUUUCUCUAUUUUCCUCUGACUGUUAAAGUCAUUAAUGAGUCUGCAGGUUGCUACCAGUUUUCCACAGUCAGUUGUCUAGAAGUCUCUGUAGUUAUGUCCAGAAUUUCCUUAGUUCUUUUUGUCUUAAAAGCAAUGUGUUCAUUUUAUUGAUUAAGUGUAAAGCAUGUUUAUGUUUCAAGCAGAAAAAGAAACUGUCUCUUAAGGCCUUACGACUAUGUGGACUUACCUGUAUUCCGUGUAAUGGUAUUCAUAUCAUUUGCAGUCUUUUUCCCAUGCUCAAUAUCAUCGUAUUCAUCUCUCAGUGUUACUGUACCUUUGUGUUGGUAAUAACUUGUAUUAUGUAUAUAUGAUGUACAUACAGUGUACAUUACAUGAUCAAUUCUGAUUAAGCUAUUUAAUUCUCUCCAACAUCAACCUGGUAAAUGUAUAUAUAGCCAUUUAAGUUGUCAGUGCAUUAUUUUAGUUGAAUUCCCUCCUUUUCAUACAUGUACUUCACAUCAUGUUCUGUGUUGUUUUGUUGUUUUGCUGUUUGUUGUUUUCCUCUGCUUUUCCCAAAAGGACUGAUGGCCUCUUGCAUGUGUUUCAACUCGAACCUUUUAUUUUGAGUUGAUUUCUAAAUGAAUGCUUUGUGUAAGUUUUCUGGACAAAAUAUAUUUGUUUUCUUUUUGUCGUAGUAUUGUGAUAAAAAAUAAAGAAAUCCAGUGCUUUCUGGUUUUCAUGAUUGGAAGCAAGAUGACAUUGCAUUAUCCAUGUGAUGUUGCAUGUACAUUUGUGUUGAUGAAGGCGUGAGUAGGAUAGCAGUAGGUGGGUUUAUGUUGCAAGUUACGAAUAGUGCCUAUCUCCCUUUUUUCAGAAGUGUAUAAGUUUUCAAUAGUACAAGUUUUUAUAAGGUAAGGUUAAUUUAAUGUGUAAAAAUUUUUUAGACCACUGGGAAAAACCAUAACAAGCAAAUCCUUUCUUGGUGAAAGGAAACAAGUUUGAUUUAUAUGUCUGCUGCAAAAAUGUAACACGCUUGAAUUUGAAAAUUUGUCUUUGUAAAUGAUCAUUAUGUUAUAUUAAUAACUCAAAAUUCAUGGCUGACCAAUAUGCAAACCCAAACCCAUGAACUGUGCUGAGAUAUCAGUAAGCUUCUGACUUUUGAUCUGUCAAUAUGGAGCUGUUAUUUCUUAGUACAUCAAUAUAUUUUUUGAAAGCCCAAUCGGUGUUCUACAGUGGUGAUGUCACUCAAAAUUGUGUAAAUCUUAGAUUGAAAUUUUAAUCGAGCAUUCUCUACUGAAAACUAGAAAGCCUGGGUUAUGUAAAGUAAUAUUUAUAAAUUGAAAAAAAAGGAAAAAAAUGUAUGUUGUACAGAAUGUAAGUCUCAUUAAUUGCAGAGAUGGAGUCAUAUUGUGGAAGAAAUGUUGUACGUUGUACCAGUCGUGUACUGUUAUCAUACUCACUUCAGAUAGAAGACUAGGAGGUGUUGAAAAAUAUAUCUAUUAUUUACUUUGA
This is a messenger RNA of Thrips palmi, 7837 nucleotides long. RefSeq names its product mucin-5AC (gene jing). Bases 251 to 2746 code for a protein of 831 amino acids. The record is from RefSeq and is a predicted model, not a curated record. Gene Ontology annotation, cellular component: ESC/E(Z) complex. The transcript has 7 exons. Gene Ontology annotation, biological process: regulation of transcription by RNA polymerase II. Lineage: Eukaryota; Metazoa; Arthropoda; Insecta; Thysanoptera; Thripidae.